GUAGCCACAACGGCUUGGAUGGGGCUGGCAUUCGUGGUGCCCCAGCUCCCAAGGACCGAUGUGUGGUACGUGGUCUAUCACAUCGUGCUCUUGGCAUAUCUUCAUCCGACCAACUCUUCCUUGGACACGAGCUUGCGAUUGGUUCUGGUGAUGUUCAGCCUGCUUCGGCUGCCUGCCAUUCUGACUGUGGAACGCCUUUCUCUAGUGGUCCUCUGCAAUGUGCCCUUCAUUGCGGUGAUGGCCGUCAGAGUGGGCUUCGAGAGAAUCGACACACAAUUCGGUGGCAGGACGCUGGUCAUCACAUUGGAGGUCGUCCAUCUUGUUGUGCUGAUCGUGGCAGCCCUUGUUUUGAAAGAGUACUUGAUGGGAAAAGUGGAGCAAGACAUGGAGAAAAACAAUGCGGUGACCCAGCUGAAUGCAGCAUCUUCACUUCUGCAGCUGACGUGCGACGCAGUGGUGGAGCUGGACAGCAAUCUCCGGUUAACGAAGCAUUCGCGCGAGCUGGCAGCCAUGCUUCUGCGAGACUCCAGCGACCGGCCUGCCACAUCGCUGGAAGGCACCCUCUUCACGGACCUGAUGCCAAAGGUAGAUGUUCCCCAUGCACUUACCAGGCUGACAGAUUUCAGAUCGACUGCCACCAGCGGCUCACAGUCUCGAGGUCAAGCGCACACACUGCAAAGUUUAACCGCUCAUGCCUUCCAUACACGACUGGUUGAUAGCUGCUCAACAAAGCUCCAGACCGAG
This is a messenger RNA of Symbiodinium pilosum, 744 nucleotides long. The record is from the annotation of a GenBank genome assembly. NCBI's taxonomy places the organism in Eukaryota, Dinophyceae, Suessiales, Symbiodiniaceae.